CUAUGAAAAAGUGCUCGGUAACGUAAUAACAAUCUGCUCUACACAACGUGAGCUUUUUAAUGCGUAUUCAUUUUCUUUGUGUUUUUUUAUUAUAUGUACUAAGAUUACACAUAGUGAUGUUUUCUUAGCAAUUUUACUUCGUAAUUCAAGGUUCAGAUAUGAGCGAGGGUCAUAUUUACAUAAGUUGUGACCUUAGUACAUGAGACAACAAAAGAAUACUUCCACGAAUCUGUUGUUAGCGAGUAACGUUCUCGAUGUUUUUAUCUUAUUUCAUACCUGUUAAACGUUUCUAUUGCGUUUUAAACGUGUUAUAAUGCUAUAAGCAAGUGAUUUUUCAGUAAAUUAAGAUUCUGAUAAAAGUAGGUGAACGAACCCCGAUUUGAGUCCACAAAUAGUAUAGUGCUUUCUAAAAGUUCAAAUUUUGCUUACGCAUCGGAAAUUCAUGGGAAGCUCCGUUACCCUGCCGUUAGUGUGAUAUUUAAAAGAUUCUUGAUAUUUUCUACAUUAUCUAAUUGUUUACUAUUGUGUAGAUUACCACAAUUCGCUUUCAGAAACCCACAGUUGGCCUCAAGGAGAGCUUAAAUAAUAUAAAUGACCCACCUAGUACUUUAAGCUAGUAGUUUCAUAUAUAGUACGGGAGCUAAGUUAUCAGCAUGUGGCCGGCUUCGCAGUACUCGCAUAGCAAUGCGCCGAUCCCGCCUAACUCGGGGAAGGCGAAUGAGCAUCAGAAUCAACAGAAUUUGAAGACUUUGGGCAUGACUUCUGCUAUUUCUAUGGCAGGUCCAAAACCAAUAGACAUAGAAAAGACAACGGAACUAAAAGACUCGCUGGCUCCAUACGGCGUGUUCGAGUCUGAGCAAGAGAUGCACCAUCGUAUGGAGGUGCUGGGCUCGCUGCACCGCCUCGUGAGGCAGUGGAUCCGCGAGGAGUCGCUCCGAAAGAACAUGCCGCCCAGCGUGGCUGACACCGUCGGCGGGAAUAUAUACACCUUCGGUUCUUAUAGGCUUGGGGUACACCACCGCGGUGCUGAUAUAGACGCGUUAUGCGUUGCGCCACGUCACAUUGACAGAACAGAUUACUUUGCGUCGUUCUAUGACCUACUGAAAGUGCAGCCACAGGUAAAAGAAUUAAGAGCCGUUGAAGAUGCAUUUGUACCAGUUAUCAAGAUGAAUUUUGAUGGAAUAGAAAUUGACUUGCUGUUUGCCAGGCUGGCGCUUAAAGAAAUACCCGAUUCAUUUGACCUACGAGAUGAUAUGCUAUUGAAGAAUUUGGACCAGAAAUGUGUUCGUUCACUGAACGGUUGCCGGGUCACCGAUGAGAUAUUACGGCUCGUUCCCAAUAUUAAUAACUUCAGACUCACGCUCCGUGCCAUCAAGCUGUGGGCUAAACGUCACGGCAUCUACUCGAACACGCUGGGCUACCUGGGCGGCGUGUCGUGGGCCAUGCUGGUGGCCCGCACGUGCCAGCUGUACCCCAACGCGCUGCCGGCCACGCUCGUGCACAAGUUCUUCCUCGUCUUCAGCCAGUGGAAGUGGCCGCAGCCUGUGCUGCUCAAACAGCCGGAUUCUGUUAACCUCGGCUUUCCGGUUUGGGAUCCUAGAGUGAACAUAUCGGACCGUUUCCACCUGAUGCCGAUCAUAACGCCGGCCUAUCCCCAACAGAACUCGACCUUCAACGUGUGCGCGUCCACCAGGACUGUAAUUAUGGAAGAAUUCAGACUGGGAUUAGCAAUAACAGACGAGAUUAUGCUAAGCAAGUGCGGCUGGGAGCGUCUGUUCGAGGCGCCGAACUUCUUCUCGCGCUACAAGCACUUCAUCGUGCUGCUGGCGUCGUCCGCCAGCCCCGACGACCAGUUGCAGUGGUGCGGACUCAUCGAGAGCAAAAUCAGACAUCUUAUAACGACCUUGGAACGCAACUCACACAUAACAAUAGCGCACGUGAACCCCGAGUGCUAUAACUCCGUGCCGCUCAACACUAACAACGGACAACCAUUAGCAUUGCCACCAGGUGAAAAUCGAAAUAUGCUAGAACCACCGCGGAGUACAGGAGCGUCAGUGCCGGAAGAACCCGUUCCGGAAAUUAAAAAGAAUGAAAAUGGCGAAGUGAUAGCGAACUACUGUUCCAUGUGGUUCAUAGGCCUGGUGUUCGAGAAGACGAAUCUGAACGUGGACCUGACUUACGAUAUCCGAUCGUUCACGAAAGCUGUCAACUAUCAAGCCGAGAACACUAAUAUGCUGAGGGAGGGGAUGACUAUUGAGGCGCGCCACGUGCGGCGCAAGCAGCUGCCGCAGUACCUGUCGGGGUCGCUGCUGAAGCGCGAGCGCACGGCGUCGGGCAGCAAGCGCAAGCACGACGCCGCCGCCAUGCCCGCGCCGCACAAGAAGACCAAGCGCCUCUCCGAGAGCAGCACGGACGAAGUAAGCGUCCUAUCAUACAACGAAGACUCAAACUCGUCGAACAUGUAUGAGGUGAACCUGCAGAGCGGGUCGCUGCCGCACCCGCUGGACCCGGAGCGGGCCAAGCCGGCCGCCGACAAGCCCGAGCCGCCCGCCUCCUCCAGCAGCAUCGCCUGUACGUAGCAGUACGAGGCCUGGCGGACCAGGUUCAUCUACGGAACCAACGUCAAGUACCCCAGACCCAAGCGAGUCUAGACUUGUACCCUAUACGUGAACUGUGCAUACACUCAGUGACCUAAAGUGAUGUGACUACGUGACAUGUGAUCAUAGUGUGUAAGAACUCGUGAUAGUUAAGUUUUUGAACAAGUUGCAAUUUAUUUGGUGCAAUCUUUUGGUGUUGUCCCGCUCGUGUUCACUGAUGGUUUCUUUAUGAUGUGGUACGAGGACAUCGCAUCGCGGCUGCGUAAGUUAUCAAAUAUCAUUAGACAUUAAACAAACAGAAGUAAAGGAAAAAGUAAAAAAAAAUAUAAUUUAGUUAAUUAAAAGCGAAGACGGUCAGCAUAUUGUACGAGAUAUUUGGGUAUUGUUUAUUUGCAGAUGGCGCGAGGCGGUACGGCGUCAUGUAAGUCUGACUAUGUCAUGUAGGAUAGGGAUGGUAGGCCAGACCAUGGGCAUAUAACAUAAUAGACCACAGGCAUUAUGAUGUCUUAAAACCUUUAUAGUAAUAGUAUUUAAUAAACAGACUCGAUUUUAAAUAACAAAUAAUUCAUCUUCCACCCUGAACUAAAUCACGACACUAAAAUGUCGUCCUUAGGAUGUUUCACUCAUUCAAAUGGCAAAGCAGUAGAGUAAAAACAAAGUUAUAAGGGAAGCAAGCAAUAUUAAGCUUUAACGUAGUGCGAAUAAAGUUGUAUAUGUCUGCGCAGAUGAUUGGUGUCUUGCAAAAUUAGCCUCUGUGGCCGAAACCGGUCACGACAUUAUUAUUGUUAUUAUUUAGGGAGCUUCCAAAACUUUGAAGACUUGCUAAAUAAACAAAAUUGAACUACAUUCGUGAGUACAGAGAGCUCAGUAUUGCCUGUCUUUGUCUUCUAACUUGGUCCUUACUAAUUCUUCAUUGCUCUGUUAUUGUCAAUAUACAAAGUAGGUCUCGAAUUUACUAAGAAAAGUAUCGAUUUUAAUUCUAGUCUAUAAUGUGACUAUGAUGGUUUUAACACUUCAUAUCUUGGCCCUGUUCACUUGAUUAAACAUUUGUGUAUUUAUCAUUGCUUGGUGUACUAUUCUAGAUGGUAUGCAUUGGUUUUUAUACAAAUGUAUAAUCUAGAUAACAAAUAUAAGCUCAUGGUAAGUUCUCAACCGAUUGCAAGGAUUAUUACUAAAUAUUGAACUAUUUACGAAUUAUAAGAAAUUAAUUACCAUGACCAAUCUGAUCAUAAGUGAAGACUGAGACACUGCUAUACACAAUUAAGUCUUUCGUCUCUUUUCCACAAUGGCAACAGUUUUGUUUUAUGAGGUCAUAGUAAAAGCACUGUUUGCACUGACCAUGAUCACAAACAUUUUAGUUAUAAUUACAAGUAACCCAGUGGAUCCAAAGUUCCUAUAUAGCCCACCACAUGAAAAAUCAUAUAUUUAACGAGUACAAAGGCAAGUACUUAACAACUAACCACUCAUUUUAUUCGUAAUCCUUGCAAACGGUUAGUGAUAGUACAAAGUGGAUGAAAUUACUUGAUCAAAUAUUUUCAUUUUGUUUUCUUUUUUUUGUAUUUUUUUUUUUUGGAGUACACUUGUUUUUUAUUACUCGACAACACUUUUCGUGACACAUGUACGGACAGGACACGUUUUGAGUGUAUUUUUAUUAUUAAAAUAAUGACUUUUCGUCAAAAAAAUGAUGGAUUGACUGUAUGAUAAAUAUAAUCUCAAUUCUUCAUCUAAUGCUAAACCAAAACUGCCAUUUAUAUCAAAGGACGUCAACUGGAAGAAUCUCUUAUUUGCUAGACAGUGUUUAUAUGUAUGUGACUUACCAAUAAAAUAUUUGAUUUUAUCAACCUGAAACCCAGUGCUAAAAAUGUCCACCCCUUAUGCCUGCCUGAAUGUUUAAUAAGUGAUGAUUUUGUCUUUAAUUCAGCUGUUGCCA
This is a messenger RNA of Trichoplusia ni (cabbage looper), 4527 nucleotides long. It is a transcript of the gene hrg, whose product is annotated as poly(A) polymerase type 3-like. Gene Ontology annotation, cellular component: nucleus. The coding region runs from base 654 to 2579 and encodes 641 amino acids. NCBI's taxonomy places the organism in Eukaryota, Metazoa, Arthropoda, Insecta, Lepidoptera, Noctuidae. The transcript has 16 exons. Gene Ontology annotation, molecular function: RNA binding; poly(A) RNA polymerase activity. The record is from RefSeq and is a predicted model, not a curated record.